AUGGCACUUCAAACAUUACUAUUCCUGGUCGCAACCCUGGCCCUCGUCUCUGGAUCUCAAGACCUCACCAACCCAGCACCUACAUGUACCUCAACCAUCACCCACCGUCCAGCAGGCUGCUGUCCACCCCGCGCAGGCCAUACCGCGCUCUCCUACACCGACUGCCACGGCUGCGACCUAGAGGUCAUCACCCGCGGACCACAAUGCCUCUGCGCUCCUACGCCCGUUAAGCCGAUGACGACGACGACGAAGCCAUGCACUAGCGUUGUAACGGAGCUCACGAGGCCUUGCGGCGAUUGUGGGAUGGGGAGCGUCGAUGUGACGACGGCGCUUAAUUGUAAGGGGUGUGCUUUGAGCACGACUACCGUGGCAGCGGGUGGUGUGGGGAUUUGUGCUUGUCCUACUGCGCCGGGGAUGAGGGGUGUGUUUGUUUGUAAGGCGGAGGCGACUUUGUCUUAG
Messenger RNA from Fulvia fulva, 459 nucleotides. RefSeq lists its product as uncharacterized. Bases 1 to 459 code for a protein of 152 amino acids. The record is from RefSeq and is a predicted model, not a curated record. Lineage: Eukaryota; Fungi; Ascomycota; Dothideomycetes; Mycosphaerellales; Mycosphaerellaceae. The transcript is spliced from 2 exons.